Molecule: messenger RNA, 461 nt
Organism: Spathaspora passalidarum NRRL Y-27907
Lineage: Eukaryota; Fungi; Ascomycota; Pichiomycetes; Serinales; Debaryomycetaceae
Gene: CTA26
Product: Cta26p
Exons: 1
Source: RefSeq, a predicted model, not a curated record
CCUUGUUCAACCACUUGUCAUCAGCUACUACCACACCAGAGCCUACCACACCACACAGUCACAGACACAACCCAUCAUGUCUUCGGCUAACCUUCAGACAAAACUAGAUGCAUCGCUCAAUGAUAUCCUCAAGACACUGGGAUACAUAUUCGAAGUCCUCAAUAAUAACAAGAAACAAUCCAAUCUCCUAACUGGACCAAACAACCAACUAAUCACACCGCAAAUCAUCGCGCAGCUCCUGCAUCAAAUGCUCAAGUUCGACGAUAUACUAGAUGAAACAAUCACGAAAUUUAACGACGCACGAUGGUGUAUUGACCAGAUGGUGGAGAACAAACAGCGACAGGAGGAGAUGAAGAUUAGAGAGGAACAAGAGCGGGCUAGACGACUUAAAGAGGAAGAAGAGCAGAAGCAGAGAAGGAUAAAGGAGGAACAAGAGGAACAGGCCCGUGCAAAGGCAGCAG